Amoebophrya sp. A120 is the source of this 3593-nucleotide messenger RNA. NCBI's taxonomy places the organism in Eukaryota, Dinophyceae, Syndiniales, Amoebophryaceae. The record is from the annotation of a GenBank genome assembly.
UAGAAAUUCAUAAGCGUAACGGUAAGGACCUGUGGUCUCUCUAUUACUUUUUACUUUUUACACAACACGUGUCAUCUUGUCUGACGGAAGAGGCAAGCGCAAACCAGUGUGGACCACAAGGAUCUGAAAUUUUGCUCGAUCUCCAAUCCGGUCACGCUAUCGCUACGAGUUGGAGGACAACGGGAACGGAAGUGAUCAAGAAAUAGGUGGUAGAUCGGCCGUUGUAUAUUCAUGUCGCCUUGUUUUCAUCCAUCGGCAAGAGCGGUUUCUUAAGCCUUCUUCUGCAUGAUUCUGUCGAUCCGCAUAAGUACCCGUUCCGAAAAAAUGAAAAAGACUGACCCGGCCCCCGCCACUCUGUGCUCAUGAUUAUGAUCCACCCAGAAUGUAGUGGAAGUACUAGACUACGAGGCAAAAUCAAGUUCAACAGAGCAGCUAUCGUGGCAUGAAAGACAUUUCCAAAUCGCUCCAUCGAGAAAGAAAUCUAGCCCACUUAAAGCGGUAGGAUCAGAAGCUGAAAUGGUUGUAUAAUGAGUCCAAAGUAGACCACACCGAUCCUGUAGUAGAAAUAUGCAGCCCAGCGCAUCAUGCAAGAAAAUUAUGAUCUUGUGCGAAGAACCAAACUGUGGUUCUCUUCCAGCUCAAUAAUUUGUUACUUUAGUUUGAUGAAUCUCAGUGAUAUUUUUCUCAAGAAUUUCUUUCAAAUAUUACCAAUAAACUCCAGGCUUGUUGUACGAGGAGACAGAUAGGUGGUAUUGUUCCAUGCAGCCUCUCGCUAGGAAAAAAGUCAGGACGAAGUUUUGAGAGGGAGGUUGUUAAAACUUCCACAGUAUCAUGCAACACGACAAGGACGACUUCAAUCUAUUCACUGUAUACUAUCAGUAUCAUUCCAACUGGGAUCUUCAACAUCAUUGGCUCUACUAUUUUUACUAGUGUUUCUUGCAACUAGAUCACGUUCUGCAGAAAAGUUUCGCGAGGAGUAUCUCAAGGCUUCUCUUUUUUUUGUUUGACCACGCCUUCCGACCAGCAGCAGCAAAAUGAGGAUCGAAAAGUGCUGGUACUGCAGUUGUAACGUCUAUCCCGGGCACGGGACGAUGUUUGUGCGGAAUGAUUGCAAGACGUUCCGCUUCUGCAGCGGGAAGUGCCACGCGCACUUCAAAAUGCGCCACAACCCGAAGAAACUCAAGUGGACCAAGGCCAGCAGAAAGUACAUAAAAAUUUGAACGAUUUUUUUUAUACAUUUUAUUCAUUGCCUGUUCAUUUUCUGUCGGUGAGAAAUUGAAACUCCUUGCGGUGUGGAGGUCACAAGAAGACAAGUGCGUUCAAGAUCACCUCGACGUCCUCGGCCAGCGCAUAAUUAUGACGGCAGCAACGUGCCCAACGCCCAACUUACCCAUGGGGGAUCAAAAAAAAAAUUUCGGUGUGUCUUAGAUAUAUGAUAUAGAUAUUUCUAUAAGAUAGGCAGUUGAACUAGUUAUAUAAUUUAAGUAGCUAGAAAAGGCGUUUUUUAAGGGUUUCAGGACGCUACUCCGCCGAUAUUCAGCUCCACGGAUUCGCCUCGGGUGUCUCCACGCCGGGGCGGCGGGAUACUGCACACGAAGGCGUGGCGCAGAUAGGGCACGAAGCUUCGCAGGGGGCAGAGGAUCGGCGGCCAGCUUCCCGUGGCGAGGCAGCGGGGCGACAUAAUUGCGACGGCCGUGUCGCACCUUGCCGCCCUUUUCUGUGUUUUGUUUGUGCCUUGCUGCCGCUUUCCGCCGAGCUUGGGAGCCAUUUUGUGAGGCUAUCCAAAGCGCCCCGGCUUCGUUGUGUUCCUACCUGGGCAGAUUGACCUCACACAGGACAACACGAGAGUCCGGGAUCCCCGUCCGCGAUGCCCCUCCGAGAUGCCCCCUUUUUGGCAAGGGACAAAACGACCACAGCGUCGGGGCUAGGGGUAAAAAUAUGCCCUACGGGAGGCCCUGUGUGGACCCCCUCCCGCGGACCCCCCCUCGCGCCCCCGCCUCUCGCCUGCGGCCCUGCAGGCCGCGGCCUGCGGACCAUGUUGCACUUGGCUUGCGGGUGCUUUUUGGCGAACCCCCCCUGGCAGCAGAUGGCACGCUGCUCAGCCUUUUCUCAUAAGCAGGGCGCGCGGCUUUGCGUGUCUACCGUGCCGGCUUGCCGUCAGCCAUCCCCUGGAUGCGGCUAGCUGCGCCAAACCUUCCACAGGCCACGCACAAUGGAAAGCGCGGGCAGUAGACAGACGCUACGCCAUGGGGCUCUUCCUCGGUUUUUUGCUAGGGUUCUGCGGCGAAUCCGUGGAGCUGGAUAUCGGCGAUGUAGCGUCCCGGAAGCUGUAAAAAACGCCUUAUAAAGAUAAGCUAUUAACCUAGCUAAAAACAAAUCACUUUUACUAGCUAGUCAAUAUACCACUACCUUAUUUACACCGAAAAAAAAAAACCGUAACCCUUUGGGUAACUUGCCUGUUGGGCACGUUACUGCCGUCAUAAUAAUCAAGCGUGAUUUAUUUUCAUUUAUUCAUAUUCAUGAUCUGCAACUGCAUCCAUAACGAGAUCUGCUUAUCUUUCGCAGACGGUAAAUGCAUAGUAGUACUAAAGAUGGAGACUGAAAGAAAAAGAGUCCUCUUUGCAUGUUGAUCUCGUGACAAUAAAUAAAGGAAUCUGUUUGGCUGAUACUUGCAGUACUAUUGACACGAAGUCCGCGACGUAUGUCUCUAAUUUCAUCUCAAGCUUCUAUUGAUCAACAAGCCAAUCGGCUCGAAAAACUCACCCCCGAAUAAAAUAAAAUUGUAGGUACCGCGGUAAGGAGAUGGUGCUGGACAAGACCUUCGAAUUCGAGAAACGGCGCAACGAACCGGUGCGGUACGACCGCAACCUGUGGAUUAAGACGAUUCAGGCCAUGAAGCGGAUCCAGCAGAUACGGCAGGUGCGCAAGGUGCGAUUCCACAAGAAGCGGCUGGCGAACCUGGUGAAGAAGCGCGAAACGCAGGCGGAGAAGGAACUGAAGAAGCAUGCGGAGAUCGUGUCUGUGUUCGGCAAGGAACUCGCCCGCAACGCCACGCUGAAGGCCAAGGGCGCGGAGAAGAAGAAACUGAAACUCAAACUCGGCCCGAAGACGGAGAAAAAGCAGGAGCUGGAAAAAAUGGAAGUGUGCACGACCACGGCGGCAUGAAUUUAUUAUGUUGGGGAUCAACAUGCAGGGUGGUCAACAAAAGUGUUGACAGGUCUGCAACAAAAGUGUUGACAGGUCUUCAUGUUGUCGUUUUUCUCCCAGAGCAGGAUUAUCAGGUCCGUGUCCUCGAAAUGCAGAUGAUGAUACAGGCAGAAAGAAGCUGCAGCUGGACAGCAACUGGACAAGCAAGGACGAGCCGUAGCAUAAGAUAGACUUCUUUUGCUCUCCUCUUCUUGCCGUGGAGAAGUAGAACACGUUUUGCUUCACUUUUCGGAUCCUCGCUCUUCAUUGAUCAUUUCGGACAUUUCUGGUCCUCCUGGGAACAUCAUUUUUCUCUACCACUUGUUUUCAUGCACCUAUACGAUUGCAGCUCUAAAGAUGAUCCUAGCCAGCGUGGUAAAGCUUUUGCAGAGUGCAUGGCAACCCAC